AUGGAGGAGACCAUUCUGGUCGGUGACGACCUAAUGAUGGGUCCUCCAUCUCCUGUCAUCCCUCCUGAAAUUGCUUCACAUGUGCUUGAAGGUGUUGAGUUGUGCGAUGGGAUUUUGAGGAAUCUAUUCCUAUGCUUGCAAAUCAAUGAUAUUGAACCAUUUUGCCAAGAUGAGCUUGCCUUGUAUCGACAAUGUGCUGAAAAAAGGGACAAGAUAUUGAGAGUAAGACUUCAAGAGAGCGAACAUAAGCUAGGAUCCUCUAUGCCUAUUGAGCUCGCUAAGGAAAGGAUUACUCAGCUUGAAGCUGAAGCUACAUCACUAGAGAGGCACUUGAUUCUAGCCAGUGGAGCUGAAGGAAUUGAAGGAUUUCGCCAGAGAUGGAGUUUGCACGGUCGGAUGACAGAUACCAAAAAAAGACUGGAGGCACUGAAGCAAGGAAUGGAGAACAGGAAAAAGGAUGAACAACAUGAUCAAUCCCCAAAACCCUCUACUUCUAAAAAAUGGUUCUUUUGGUGA
Arabis nemorensis is the source of this 516-nucleotide messenger RNA. The record is from the annotation of a GenBank genome assembly. NCBI's taxonomy places the organism in Eukaryota, Viridiplantae, Streptophyta, Magnoliopsida, Brassicales, Brassicaceae.